AUGAGCUUUAUCUCUCGAUUCUUCACAAACGAGCUUCCGAGUACUCAGCAUCAGCAGUACCUAGAUCCGGCGCAAGAUGAGAUUGUCAAGUACUCCGAUCAGAUCAACGGCACACGACAGAAUAGCGUGCCGGCGACCAUGAAAAUUAAUGAUGAGGUCGAGUUGGAAUUGCAGAGGCCGCCAUACCUCCACUCCAUGUUGGCGGGCGGAAUCGGGGGCACCACCGGCGACAUCCUGAUGCACUCGCUCGAUACCGUCAAAACGAGACAACAAGGCGAUCCGCAUUUUCCUCCUAAGUACACUAGUCUGUCCGACUCCUAUGCGAAAAUAUUCCGACAAGAGGGUUUCAGACGCGGCUUGUAUGGAGGAUUUACCGCAGCCAUGCUGGGAUCUUUCCCAGGUACCGUCAUCUUCUUUGGCACGUACGAAUGGACGAAGCGGGAGAUGCUGGAUCGAGGCGUCAGCCCUACUGCGACGUUCCUGACCAGCGGUUUCCUUGCCGACUUAGUCGCCUCGGUGGUUUAUGUCCCUUCUGAAGUGCUCAAGACCCGCCUGCAGCUCCAAGGACAAUACAACAACCCGUUUUUCUACUCCGGAUAUAAUUACCGCUCGACUUGGGAUGCUGCAAAGACAAUAGCGAGAACAGAAGGUUUCGGAGCCCUCUAUUCCGGUUACAAAGCGACUAUCGUUCGGGACCUCCCCUUCUCAGCGCUGCAGUUUGCAUUCUAUGAACAAGAGAGAGCAUACGCUAUGCAAUGGACGGGCACGAAAGACCUUGGCCUAGGCCUGGAAAUAGCGACCGCACUAUCGGCUGGUGGCGCUGCGGGUGUUUUGACAUGCCCGCUGGACGUUGUCAAGACACGGACACAAACCCAGAUCACGCACGACGACCAUGCUAAGAGCAGCCAGGCAUCACACAUGGAAAAGAGGGCAAAGAAAACAGCUAAGCCUCAGACAAGAGCCCUACACUCGUCUCCAAGGACGGUGCCUACUACCGCUCCAACGUUGGACACUUCUUCUGUCAUCCAUGGCCUGAGGCUUAUAUACCAGACCGAGGGUGUGGCUGGCUGGUUUCGGGGGGUCGGGCCGCGAUUCGUAUGGACGGGCGUUCAAACAACCACAAUGCUGGUGUUGUACCAAUACUUUGUGAAAUACUUCGACACAUUGCGACCAAGCGAAGGGUCGGCAGUGUAA
Cyphellophora europaea CBS 101466 is the source of this 1194-nucleotide messenger RNA. RefSeq lists its product as uncharacterized. NCBI's taxonomy places the organism in Eukaryota, Fungi, Ascomycota, Eurotiomycetes, Chaetothyriales, Cyphellophoraceae. Gene Ontology annotation, biological process: magnesium ion export from mitochondrion. The record is from RefSeq and is a predicted model, not a curated record. The coding region runs from base 1 to 1194 and encodes 397 amino acids. Gene Ontology annotation, molecular function: magnesium ion transmembrane transporter activity. The transcript has 3 exons.